Molecule: messenger RNA, 1635 nt
Organism: Fusarium subglutinans
Lineage: Eukaryota; Fungi; Ascomycota; Sordariomycetes; Hypocreales; Nectriaceae
Product: transporter HOL1
Exons: 3
Coding region: 1-1635 (544 amino acids)
Biological process (GO): transmembrane transport
Molecular function (GO): transmembrane transporter activity
Source: RefSeq, a predicted model, not a curated record
AUGGGUCUGGGCGUCCUUCCUGAUCGUCACCUCUCCGAUGUCCCUGGAACAUCAUUUCUCAAUGAGAAGGGUGUCUCUUCGAGCUUAGAAGCGUCUACCGAGAAGAACCAUGCCAGCCUCAAGCACGACCCAACCGGCAAAAUCGUUCUUGUACCCCAGCCUUCCGACGACCCGAACGAUCCUCUCAAUUGGCCGAGAUGGAAGAAGGAAAUGUUCACUGUCUCCAUCAUCGUCGGCUGCGGCUGCGUCGGUGCCAUAGGCCCUCUUCUCGGCCCAGCAUUGGUGCCUAUUGCCAAAGAAUUCGAUGUUCCGCUUCAGACCUUCUCCCUGGGGUUCACUGGAGCUCUCCUCAUUACUUUGGCGUUCGGUAAUCUCUUCUGUAACUCUCUGGCAAUGAUGAUCGGCAAACGACCGGUUUACCUCAUCACCGCAGUGGGCCUCCUCUGCUCAACUAUAUGGUCCGCCGUAGCCAAGGACUUUAUCUCGCUCGCUCUCUCCCGAGCUGUCCAGGGCUUUUGCAUGUCCCCAAUGGAGGCUCUGGUUCCGGCAUCGAUCUCUGACAUCUGGUUCGUUCAUCAGAGAGGAUUUCGGAACGCGGUUUUCAACUUGGGUGUCCUUGGUGGCAUCAACCUUGCUUCACCUAUUGCGGGCACGAUCAUCGACAAAUACGGCUACAAGACUUGUCUCUGGGCUAUGGCUGGUGCAUUUGGCCUUCAGCUUGUUCUCACCUUCUUCUUCAUGCCAGAGACAGCUUACAAGCGUUCCAUCGACUCGAGCAUCCCAGCAGCAAGCUCUCAAGGAGAGGGUCCUUCUGCUGCCGCUGACAAGAAGCAGUUUGUAUCCGAGGUUGAGAACACAGCUUCAGCUAGCGGCAAUGCACCUACUCCAGAGCCACAUUCAUUCAUUUAUUCACUUCGGCCUUGGAGCGGUUAUUACGAUUCAUCUGGAUUCUGGUCUAGCAUGUUUGCACCUUUCAGAAUGCUUGCUUCGCCCGUGGUUAUUUGGGGAUGCUUCCAGUUGACCAUUUGCAUGAGCUGGUUGGUAUUCCUGGCAUCUACGUUCUCGCAGAUCUUUACUGGACCUCCAUACAACUUUUCAGUUACGCAGGUGGGGUUAUCAAACCUGUCAUCAUUCGUUGGUACUUCUAUCGCUACCGCGCUCGCUGGCGUCAUGGUAGAUGGACUGGCCACUUUUAUGGCUAAAAGAAAUGAGGGUAUCUACGAGCCUGAAUUCCGUCUUCCAAUCCUCGUUCUUCUGACUACAUUUGGUGGCUGUGGCUUUUUCGGCUACGGCCAGAGCCUUUCAAACGCUGAGCCUUGGCCGAUCCCUGUCAUUGUCUGCUUGGGUAUGAUCGCCCUCGGAACCCAGUUCGGCAUCGUCGGGGUCGUAUCCUACGUAGUCGAUUCUCAUCGCCGUGAGGCUGUUGAAGCAUACGCAAUGAUGAGUUUCGCCAAGAAUGUCUUUGCCUUUGGCAUGAGCUUCUAUAUGAACGACUGGGUUGCGAUUCAAGGCGUGAGGAAUGCUUUCUUUGUGAUUGGCGGUAUUACCAUUGCCAUCACCAUGGCGACAAUCCCGAUGUAUAUCUACGGAAAGAGAGCACGAAGCUUUGCAUAUCGCCACGGGUUCCUUCUAUAG